UGUGGCACUGAGCAUGGAUAGGAUACAGCAGAUGCACCCGGCGUGACCCUUCUGGACCAGGUGUUCGACCUAAUGGCAGCCUGGGCCCGAGUGGUGAUGGCUUCUGUCCUGGUUUAUUUCAUCCCGCUUCCUGGAGCCAGAUGCGAGGAAAACUGUGUCAACGCUGAACAUUGUCUGUCCACCGACUGGGUUCAUCUCUGGUAUAUAUGGUUGCUGGUGGUGGUUGGCGCGUUGCUUCUCCUCUGUGGCCUGACUUCAGUAUGCUUCCGCUGCUGUCUGAGCCGCCCAGAAAACGGGGAAGAUGGGGCCCCAUCACCCUAUGAAGUGACCGUCAUUGCUUUUGACCACGACAGCACUCUCCAGAGUACCAUCACAUCCCUUCAGUCUGUGUUUGGCCCUGCAGCUCGGAGAAUACUGGCCGUGACCCACGCACACAGCUCCCUGGGCCAGCUGCACUCCUCUCUGGACACACUUCCAGGCUAUGAGGAAGCUCUUGGCAUGAGCCGUUUCACGGUGGCAAGGUGUGGGCAGAAAGCGCCUGACUUACCCUCGGUACCAGAGGAAAAGCAGCUGCCUCCCACAAGGAAGGACUCUUCUCAGACAGAACUCCCAUCACAAUGAUGGGAAUGUUGAUGGUAUUCCUAAUAUCCAAGACAUCCUUAGAGUUGGGAAAGAUCCCCAGAUAUAUAGAAUGUUUUCUUUGGUACCACCCAGAAAGUUCAGGAUACCACCUAGACAUUGGUGUGUCAGCAAGAUAGGUUCUCACUCUUCAUUUACAACAAUAUAUUUUUUCUAAUACACAAUUGGAAUUCUAACUUCUUAUCCAAUGGUCAAAAUUUACAACUCACCUCUAGCUAUAUUGAUUACUACCAAAGCAGGGGAGCACUAAGGUGUCUUGAAUUCCUUCAACUAUGGCAUGCAUACAAAGUUCCUUUAACCCAGAUGAUACCGCAAAUUGCUCUUCUCUCUGCUUGACUGUGGUAACCUUGAAGGGAAACACAAUGCAAGCAUAACCGUUGAUGUUAGUGCACCAAACACAUGCAUCUUUUCUUCUAGGGAGCAACCAACAUUAUGCUGAACAAUGAUGGCCACUUACACAUCAUAUAAUACCAACCUGGACUUGUAGAUUACAGGG
This is a messenger RNA of Peromyscus californicus insignis, 1135 nucleotides long. RefSeq names its product transmembrane protein 52B (gene Tmem52b). NCBI's taxonomy places the organism in Eukaryota, Metazoa, Chordata, Mammalia, Rodentia, Cricetidae. The transcript is spliced from 5 exons. The record is from RefSeq and is a predicted model, not a curated record. The coding region runs from base 73 to 621 and encodes 182 amino acids.